Messenger RNA from Vitis riparia (riverbank grape), 726 nucleotides. Its product is annotated as dirigent protein 19-like. Bases 4 to 588 code for a protein of 194 amino acids. Lineage: Eukaryota; Viridiplantae; Streptophyta; Magnoliopsida; Vitales; Vitaceae. The record is from RefSeq and is a predicted model, not a curated record. The transcript has a single exon.
GCCAUGGCUAGGGCUUUCUCCAUUUCAUCUUCCAACCUUUUCUUCUUCAUCUUUCUCAUAUUCUCUCAUGCCACAAUCCCAAUUCUCGGGGACGAAUACAGCUAUGUCAAGCGAGUCGAUCCCAAGAAAAUGGGGAUGAGGAAGGAAAAGCUAAGUCAUUUUCGAUUUUACUGGCAUGAUAACGUUAGCGGCCGUAAUCCGACCUCCAUUCAAGUAGUUGCACCACCUACCAACUCAACGACUGCGUUUGGCUUGGUAAAUAUGAUCGAUAAUCCAUUAACCAUUGGGCCUAAAUUGAGCUCAAAAAUGGUUGGAAAGGCUCAAGGGCUUUAUACCUCUGCAUCGCAAGAAGAGAUUGGACUACUAAUGAUUAUGAACUUUGCAUUCUUUGAUGGUAAGUACAAUGGUAGCACAUUCACUGUAUUAGGACGGAAUACAGUAUUUUCUAAAGUGAGGGAGAUGUCAGUGAUCAGUGGCAGUGGACUUUUCCGAUUUGCUAGAGGUUAUGUUGAACUUAAAACUUACUCGGUAAAUAUAGCCACAAGAGAUGCUAUAGUUGAGUAUAAUGCUUAUGUUUUGCAUUAUUAAACUUCUUCCCAUUUUUUCCAAGCUUUUGUUGAGCUUUGGCCCGCUAUUGUGACAACUUGAAUCAUUAUGUUCCCACCAUGUGCUAAGUGGGGCCCUUUGAUGUUUAAUUAAAUUAAAUUACGUGUUUGAGUAGUAUAA